AUGAAACCACCAACCGCCAGAAAACCACCUUCGAAACGUCCAACAACUACGAUAGCAUGUCCGAAAAGAAGUGGAUCAGAGUUAGAAGAUAUUGAAGAAGCACCACCAGAUCCUAGAGCAAGAAGUAGAAGUGAAGAUAUAAGUGUUCAUUGUUUACUUCGAGAAAUUGAUGACAAGAAGCUGUCAAAUCUGAUUGGAGGACACCCCUCAGCGAGAUCUUCUGCUCUUAUAAUACAAGCGUUGAGACAGCAAAUGUCUGUUGCCACCCUUGACCAAUACGUUCGAGACUCAUUGGAAUGGAUGGUUUCUCAUGAUGUUCUGAUGCUGAAAUCCAAGAAAAAUAGUCUUUUCUCUCGUGUCAUCCAAGCCGAUGGAGUGGAUUCUCGUGAACAAAUGGCUCGUCUCAUCAACACAAUGGCAAGUUACACGGCGGGACGCAGUUACUUCACAGUUCAUCACAAAACCUUCAUUCCUUGCCUCAUAGCAGUUCUUCGUGGAAAAAGACUUCCAUCAACAACUCAUGAUCAACUGAUUGCUUGUGUACAGAAAAUGAGUAUACGAGCAACUUGUCAGAAAGAGUUAAUACAAAAUGGGAUGUUGGAAUGGGCAGUCAAUCAUUUAGAUCAGAAAUUGAACAAUUAUGCAUUUGAAUAUCUAGCAGCUCUCAUCGUAAACUUGUCCACAAACUCAUUGAGCCAUCCUCUCAUAACUCGACUUGCAGAUUCAAUCGCUAAUUCAGUUGCAAAUCUUGUCGUGAAAAUGACUCAUGGUCCGUCAUGUUCCCUAUACAACACUCUUCUACUUUCAAUCCUCGCGUGCCCACGAAUUCGUCUUCGGGCCAAAGAUACAAAGCUUCUUGAGGCGAUCCGUAUCCGAUUGGAGACUCGAAGAACGUGUCCAUUGUGUAAUCUUCAUGUACCAUUCUUAAUCGCUGUCGUUCAUCAAGAAGUUGAAUACAAUCGAGUUCCACUAACACCAACUGAUGGAGAAACUGAUAAGUGUGGAAGUUCUUGUGAACGAGAAAUCGACUCACUCGACCCAUUACGCCCAUCGACGAACGAGCUCAGCGGUGCUCGCUUGCUUAUACGAAAAGCUUAUAAAGAGGCAGCUGGUACUAGCUCCCAAUUGAUUGAUACAAAAGAAGGAAUUGGUUCGAGAAUGAGUGCGAGAGGUAGAAAAGGAACUGAAAGAGAUGGAAGAAUUGGAACAGCGACAUCUCAACAUACAUUCGUGAUUGAAACAGAAAGAAGGAGACCACUGAUGAUAAAUAUUGGAUUGAGUGAUGGAGCAUUGGAAUAUAAAAAAGUACAAGAUGAGAUAACAAAGAAGAGAGAAGAUGAGGAGAAUCGGAAGAAAAGGGAAAAAGAAAAAGUUGAGAAGGAGAAAAUGAAGGCGUUGAGACAUAUUCAAUUGACUUCGAGAAAAGCACCAUCACUUUUGAAGAAGGAACUGUCUGAAUCAACGACUCCGUUGAUCGAGAAAUUCAUGGGAAGGAAAGCGAAUGGUUCCAGAUUGUCAUUGAAUAAAAAACCUUCACUAUCCGAAGUUCGUGGCUCUCCACCUACAGAGAAGAAUAAUAACAAUAGUGAUUUCAAGGGAUCCAAUGAGACCAUCGUUCUCUCUUCGUACUUUUAUACUGUGGAAGCGACUAGCAGCCCGGAAGACUACACAGCAGUUUUUGGAAGUCGUCCAAAAGUUGCUCGAACUCCAGAUACUCAAUCAAGAUCUUUCUUUUAA
This is a messenger RNA of Caenorhabditis remanei, 1737 nucleotides long. RefSeq lists its product as uncharacterized. The coding region runs from base 1 to 1737 and encodes 578 amino acids. NCBI's taxonomy places the organism in Eukaryota, Metazoa, Nematoda, Chromadorea, Rhabditida, Rhabditidae. Gene Ontology annotation, cellular component: ciliary tip; centriole; ciliary basal body. The transcript has 13 exons. The record is from RefSeq and is a predicted model, not a curated record. Gene Ontology annotation, biological process: cilium assembly.